AUGGGGGGCGACCCGUCUCGGAGGAAUCAAAACUUGUACUGCACAUACCACAGAGAUAAAGGGCACACCACCGAGCAGUGCCGGGUAUUAAAAGAUCAUCUGGAGCAACUAAUGAAGGCAGGAUAUUUGAAAGAGUUCGUAAUGGAUUCCGGUAACCGGGAUGCCGGCCAUGGUGCUCAGCAAAAAGGGAACCCCCUCCCGCUGCCAUUGGGAGUGAUCGAGGUCAUCCAUGCUGCCCCGAAGGGUGGAGCCAUAACCAAAAGAGGAUUGUUAACAGUGAUGCCCAAAGAAACCUGUACAGAAAGACAAUCACUCGGAAAGAGGAUGAAAGUUGGCCGGCUGGUAAUUUCUUUUGACGAGGAAGAUUUGGAGGGAACGAUCCAACCCUAUGAUGAUGCAUUGGUAGUAACAACGCGGAUAAGCGGCUUCUUAGUGAAAAAGGUGAUGAUAGACCAGGGAAGCGGAGCCGAUGUAAUGUACCCAGAUUUGUUCGAGGGGCUCGGAUAA
Messenger RNA from Quercus lobata, 507 nucleotides. RefSeq lists its product as uncharacterized. The transcript has a single exon. The record is from RefSeq and is a predicted model, not a curated record. Bases 1 to 507 code for a protein of 168 amino acids. NCBI's taxonomy places the organism in Eukaryota, Viridiplantae, Streptophyta, Magnoliopsida, Fagales, Fagaceae.